Lolium rigidum is the source of this 1283-nucleotide messenger RNA. Its product is annotated as senescence-specific cysteine protease SAG39-like. Gene Ontology annotation, molecular function: cysteine-type endopeptidase activity. The record is from RefSeq and is a predicted model, not a curated record. The coding region runs from base 46 to 1137 and encodes 363 amino acids. The transcript is spliced from 2 exons. Gene Ontology annotation, cellular component: lysosome. Lineage: Eukaryota; Viridiplantae; Streptophyta; Magnoliopsida; Poales; Poaceae.
UUCUCAAAGAAUGCGCAAGUAGAGCUGCACCAUUAUUUCUCAGAUAUGGCCUCAUCAUCUCCUGACUCCAAGCGACUCACAAAGCGCUUUUCACUCGCUACCCUUCUUGUCAUGGUGAGCUGCUGCACGCAUUUCGCGCUUGCAGCUCGCGAUGUGCCGGCGGCCGGCAACGACAAGGCGAUGAGAGAGAGAUACGAGAAGUGGAUGGCGGAGCACGGCCGCACUUACAAGAACCCGGCGGAGAAGGCUCGACGGUUCGAGAUAUUCAAGUCUAACGCCCACUUCAUCGACUCCUAUAAUGCUGCAGCAGGCCCAGGGGCCAAGAGUCGCCCUGGGCUGACGACCAACAAUUUCGCCGAUCUGACCGAGGCCGAGUUCAACAAUAUCUACAUCCGUCGCCGGAGCCUGCCACGGCCACCGUCUGUUGUCGAAACCGGAUUCAUGUACGGGAACGUAUGCCUUUCUCAUAUUCCUGCCAGUAUAGACUGGAGGGAGAAGGGGGCGGUAACUCCUGUCAAGGAUCAAGGCUCAUGUGGGUGUUGCUGGGCGUUCUCCGCGGUGGCAGCAGUGGAAGGCAUCCACCAAAUCAAAACCCAGAACCUGGCGUCCCUGUCGGAGCAGCAGCUCCUGGACUGCUCCACCGGCGCGAACAACCGUGGCUGUAACCUGGGCGACAUGGACGAAGCAUUCCGGCACAUUGUCCACAGCGGUGGCCUCACCACCGAGGAGGCAUACGGCUACGAAGCUAAGCAGAGCACCUGCCGCUCAUCUGGAAAGCAGGUAGCGGCCAAGAUCAGAGGUUUCCAGUAUGUUCCUCCACUGAAUGAGACUGCCCUCCUGUUGGCGGUUGCCCACCAGCCCGUGUCCGUUGCCUUGGACGGCAACAACACCGCGUUCCGCUUUUUUGAUGGUACGGGAAUAUAUGGUGCAGCAGGCCAGCAGUGUACCACUGACCUCAACCAUGCUGUAACGGCCGUCGGCUACGGCACUGACGAGAACGGUAGCAAGUACUGGCUGAUGAAGAACUCGUGGGGAAGCAGUUGGGCGGACAAGGGCUACGUGAAGAUCGCGAGGGAUGUGGCAUCCAAUACCGGCCUUUGCGGCCUUGCCAUGCAGGCGUCCUACCCUGUUGCCUAACAAAUAGUAUAAUGUAUUUUAUCUAGUAUUAAUAAUUAGCAUGCCGGCCCUUGGAAAUGCAGGAGCUAGCACCAUCUAAAAGUUUGUCCCAAAAGGGUUACAUAAAAACAUGUGUUAUGCAAUAAAGUUGUCUAAAAAGGUUUUAA